Thalassophryne amazonica is the source of this 2335-nucleotide messenger RNA. RefSeq names its product SH3-domain kinase binding protein 1 (gene sh3kbp1). The coding region runs from base 352 to 2205 and encodes 617 amino acids. The record is from RefSeq and is a predicted model, not a curated record. NCBI's taxonomy places the organism in Eukaryota, Metazoa, Chordata, Actinopteri, Batrachoidiformes, Batrachoididae. Gene Ontology annotation, molecular function: protein binding. The transcript has 19 exons.
UUUAAAUGAUUGUAUUUGUGUGAAAGUGAAGAAAGCGGAUAUUACGCAGAGCACCUGAAGGCAGCGCGCGCGCGAGAGAGAGAGAGAGAGAGAGAGAGAGAGAGAGAGAGAGAGAGAGAGAGAGAGAGAGAGAGAGAGAGAGAGAGGUGGGUUUGAUCAGCUCUUUUCCGCUUUGCUGUGAAAAAGAGGAACAAUAUGGUCUCAUGUGACGCUCCUCCUGUUUGUACCCUCCUGUAGCGGAUCCAGUCCGAGCGGGAGGCUGGAGCUCGAAGCCCCUCUACCUGAAACCAGCACCGGGUCUCCGCCUGCCCCGACAGCGACCAGCCUGCAGGAGAACAGAAAUACACAUAAAUGGUGGAGGCCGUGGUGGAGUUUGACUAUGAGGCUCAGCAGGAUGAUGAGUUGAGCCUGACGGUGGGUGACAUCAUCGUGAACAUACGCCGGGAUGAUGGAGGAUGGUGGGAGGGUGAGCUGGGCGGGCGCAGGGGGCUGUUCCCGGAUAACUUCGUCAGGGAGAUAAAGAAAGAGGGGAAGAGAGAUGGAGGACAUGUGAGCAAAUCUGACCUUUCCAAUGGCAGGGCGAGCCCGGUGUCCGACCUCAGCAUGCGACCGGGAAGGAAAGGAGAGCAAAUUCGUAAGCGGAGAUGUAAAGCUGCGUUCAGUUACGUGCCUCAGCACGAGGACGAGCUCGAGCUGAAGAUCGGAGACGUCAUUGAGAUCAUAGCUGAGGUAGAGGAAGGCUGGUGGGAAGGAAUUCUAAAUGGGAAGACUGGAAUGUUUCCCUCCAAUUUCACCAAAGAGAUCCUACCAGAGUCGGACAUACCCACUACAGACACAACCACCUCACAGGAGGAGCUCCGCAGCAACCGAACCAGUAAGGACAGUCCAGGCAGUGAAAGCGACGGAGGGGAUGGUCGGUCGGAUACAGGAUCAGGAGAAAUCCAGCCUAAGAAGGUUAAGGGCUUCGGCUUUGGUGAUAUCUUCAAAGACCAGCCAAUUAAGCUCAGACCACGCUCUGUGGAAGCAGACACGGAGGGAGAAAAGCAGGUCAGCGAGGGCAAAGCAGCAAGUGUUGCCUUGGAAACCAUGAAGACUGAUCCUGAUGGCAAAGUCAAAGGACGGGAGCAGUGCAAAGUCCUCUUUCCGUAUGAAGCGCAAAAUGAAGACGAGCUGUCAAUCAAAGAGGGGGAGAUCAUCACCAUCAUCACUAAGGAGUGCGCUGACGCGGGAUGGUGGAUGGGAGAGGUCGGCGGCAGGCAGGGCGUCUUCCCCGAUAACUUCGUCAAGCUGUUCGUUCCUGAAGUGGAAAAAGAGAGACCAAAGAAACCGCCUCCUCCCAGCGCUCCUUCAGCUAAACAAACCAUAGAGAAAAAGUCGGAGGUCAAGAAGGUUCCUCCUGAGCGACCUGAACACCUGCCUCAGAGGGACCAGGAUCGAGGUGAGGAGAUGAAGGUUGGCGACAUCAUCAAACCCACCCUCCCAUCUUUCCUUCCCAAGAAACCCCUCCCCCCAAAGACAAGCUGCUCCUCCUCCUCCCAUCCCCCUCGGCGCCCUGAGAGACCGCCGAGUCUCGCGAGUGAAAGCCCAAAGUCUGAGGGCGGGGCUUCGACAACAUUCUCUGCCUCUGACAGGUCACAUGACACUGAUAUGGAUUUGGAUGCAGUGGUCUCAUCUGCAGAGAAAUUGAGUCACCCGACGGCGUCGAGGCCAAGAGUCACAGACCGCCGGCCUCGUUCACAGAUCAUCACACCAUCGUCGCUGCCCACUCCAGAGCUGUUGGACGCCCCUGUGGUGGAGGACAAGAAGGAGAGGACAAAGGAGGAGCAGGACUCAGCCUCUGCCAGAUCUGCAGACGCCUCACUGAGGAAAGGAGUUCCCGCCGUCUCGGUACCUGAGGGUAAGUCAGCGUUGCCGGUCAAGCCUGCUGUUCUGUCCCUACCAAACAGCACCGGCCAUCGUCCUGCCUCGCCGUCUUCCUCCUCAGCUCUAAGUCCCUCCCCUGAGCUGCGGCAUUCCCCUGUGUCCCCGCCCAUGCUGGAGGAACUCAGGAACCAGCUGCGUGACCUGAGGGCUUCCAUAGAACUGCUGAAGAGCCAGCACAGGCAGGAGAUGAAGCAGCUGACCAGUGCGCUGGAUGAGGAGAAGAAAAGUCGGCUUAGUUUACAGAUGGAAGUCGAGCACAUAAAGAAAAGUCUGUCUAAAUGAAGGCUGACACAUUCUCAUCAGAUCGCUCUGAUCACCCCACGGGAUGUCAAAAUGUUGGCUGAGACUUUUCAGCCAAACACGUUUGUGCCAAAUGAUCAUCGAGAUCAGCAUCAGCAACAAUACAGCACCA